UCAAUAGAAAUGUACUCAAUUAAGGAACCCAGUAACGAAAUAUAUCAAAAAUGCUGUCGCUUAUUCUAGUUGUCCUGGUUCUUUUGAAAACAGCUCGUUGUUUCAUCAUCACAGUGGAUGCUCACGAGACCAUGUGCUUCUACGAUCACGCCAAUGUCAGUGAUAAGGUCACCAUAUCCUUCGAGGUCAUGGAGGGCGGCUUUAAGGAUGUGGGGGUGGAGAUCUCGGGACCAGGAGAUGAUCCCCUCCACCACUCGGAACAGGACACCCAGGGUAGUUUCACCUUCACGGCCAUGAAAGAUGGACCCUACCAACUGUGCUUCGACAACAAGAUGUCCACACUGACCCCAAAAAUCCUGAUGUUCCAGUUCCAUAUAGCCAGGGCCUUGGAGUACUACCAGGAUACCUCGAAUCGGUGGGACGAUGUCAUCGAGCAGGCUACGGUACAAACCAUGAUCAACGAAUUGUCCUCCAAACUGGGGGCCGUCAAGAUGGAACAGGAGUACAUGCACUUUCGCUAUCGCGGUCACUUGGAAGUCAGCGAUAUGGUGGAGCUGAGGGUCUUGGCAUGGUCAAUAUUUGGACCCAUGCUGCUGAUUAUCAUGACCAUCUUGGAGGUGUACUACCUGAAGCAUUUCUUUGAAGUCAGGCGAGUGGUUUAACUUUCGGUUUAUUCGCUACUCAGUAUGAUCAUUGUGUAAUAAAUGUAUUC
Molecule: messenger RNA, 712 nt
Organism: Drosophila suzukii
Lineage: Eukaryota; Metazoa; Arthropoda; Insecta; Diptera; Drosophilidae
Product: transmembrane emp24 domain-containing protein 2
Biological process (GO): endoplasmic reticulum to Golgi vesicle-mediated transport; intracellular protein transport; Golgi organization
Cellular component (GO): endoplasmic reticulum-Golgi intermediate compartment; Golgi apparatus; COPII-coated ER to Golgi transport vesicle
Source: RefSeq, a predicted model, not a curated record